Molecule: messenger RNA, 1035 nt
Organism: Sphenostylis stenocarpa
Lineage: Eukaryota; Viridiplantae; Streptophyta; Magnoliopsida; Fabales; Fabaceae
Source: the annotation of a GenBank genome assembly
AUGGCAUCUUCGAGCGCAGCCGGUGCUGGAUCCACUGAUCCCGCUGCUGCGAGAAGAAACACCAAGCGACCCAAGUACUCAAAGUUUACCCAGCAAGAACUUCCAGCUUGUAAGCCAAUUCUCACGCCACGAGCGGUUAUUUCGGCAUUCUUGCUUGUCAGCAUUGUAUUUGUUCCCAUUGGAGUUGCUUCGCUAAUUGCUUCAAGGAAGGUUGUUGAAAUUGUUUUUAGGUAUGAAUCAACAUGCAUUCCGAAUAAUGUGACUGACAAGGUAGCAUACAUUCAGAGUUCCGCCGACAAAACAUGCAACAUAACUCUACAUGUGAACAAGCAUAUGAAGUCACCUAUUCAUGUCUACUAUCAGCUUGACAACUUCUACCAGAAUCAUCGCCGAUAUGUUAAAAGCCGGAGUGAUGAACAAUUGAGGGAUCGUAGUGAAGAGAACUCCACAAGUACGUGUAAGCCUGAAGAUACAGCCAAUGGAAAGGCAAUUGUACCUUGUGGUCUUAUAGCUUGGAGUUUAUUCAAUGACACAUACAGCUUUUCCCGUGUGAACCAGAGUUUGAAAGUGAACAAGGAGGGUAUCUCUUGGAAGAGUGAUAGAGAGCACAAAUUUGGAAAAGAUGUUUUCCCUAGAAACUUCCAGAGUAGUGCAAUUAAAGGUGGUGCAAGCCUCAAUGAAUCAAUACCAUUGAGUAAGCAGGAGGAUCUUAUUGUCUGGAUGCGAACUGCUGCUUUGCCUACUUUUAGGAAAUUGUAUGGAAGGAUAGAGGAGGAUCUGAAUGAAGGUGAUAGCAUAAAUGUAAUACUGAAAAAUAAUUACAACACAUACAGUUUUAAUGGCAAGAAAAAGCUUGUACUGUCAACUACUAGCUGGCUUGGUGGGAAGAAUGACUUCCUGGGGAUUGCUUAUCUCACAGUUGGAGGAUUGUGCUUCUUUUUGGCUUUGUCUUUUACCAUUGUAUAUUUUGUCAAGCCAAGGCAACUUGGAGAUCCUUCAUAUUUGUCAUGGAAUAUGAAUCCAGGAGGGCACUGA